Messenger RNA from Cucurbitaria berberidis CBS 394.84, 1346 nucleotides. Its product is annotated as glycoside hydrolase family 5 protein. Gene Ontology annotation, biological process: glucan catabolic process. NCBI's taxonomy places the organism in Eukaryota, Fungi, Ascomycota, Dothideomycetes, Pleosporales, Cucurbitariaceae. The record is from RefSeq and is a predicted model, not a curated record. Gene Ontology annotation, molecular function: hydrolase activity, hydrolyzing O-glycosyl compounds. The coding region runs from base 1 to 1185 and encodes 394 amino acids. The transcript has 4 exons.
AUGAUUGCGAAGGCUGUGUUUGGCGUCAUCGCCACUGCUGCGCUGCUGGUCAGCCAGGGUGCCACGGAAAUCCUCUAUGCGGGUGUGAAUUCAGCGGGCGGCGAAUUCGCUCAACAGAACCUGCCUGGCGCAUUCGGUAUCGACUACCAGUUCAUCAACGAAACUUCAAUCGACUUCUUUCUUCGCGCAGGCGUCAAUACGAUCCGCAUACCGUUUCUACUAGAGCGAAUGUGCCCUCUUGCAACGGGCCUUGGAAGCACCUUCAACGAGACGUACUUCUCCGAGUUCAAGAAUGCGGUGAACUACAUCACUGCAAAAGGGGGCUAUGUCGUGCUCGAUGCACACAACUACAUGCGCUACAACGACCCAUCAUCCCAGCCCUCCUCCGGCAGCAUCAUAGGCAACACCUCCGACCCCAAAGCCGCCACAACCUCCAACCUAGCAACCUUCUGGACCGCCCUCUCAACCCGCUUCAUCACCAACCCAAACGUAAUCUACGGCAUCAUGAACGAACCGCACGACAUGCCCACAUCCCUCAUCCUGCAAAACAACCAAGCAGCCAUCAACGCGAUCCGCACAACAGGCGCACGGCAACUCAUCCUCGUACCAGGAAACGGCUUCUCAGGCGCGCAGCGCUGGCUGAAUCGCACAUGUAGCAACAGCACGGCAGACUGCGCGCCAAACGGCGACGUGCUAACGCAAAUCACGGAUCCAGGGAAGAACUUCGCAUUUGAUAUGCAUUUGUACUUUGACAACGAUACGUCCGGUACGCAUGAAGCGUGCACGCUCGCAGCGCCGUCGAAUCUGCGGCCCGUAACGACGUGGCUGCAGCAGCACAACUACACUGCUUUUCUCUCCGAGUUCGGCGCGGGUUCGAGUGCGGACCCCACGUGCGCAAAGACGCUCAAUGAUACGCUGGGCUUUUUGGAGGGGAGUGACCGCUGGAUUGGCUGGACGUACUGGGCUGCUGGACCACUCUGGGGGAACGAGUAUUUCCUUAGCGUUGAGCCUGGAGAGGGCAAGCAGGCGAAUUCUACGUGGCCCGAUGUUUUGGCACCGCGUGUGAAGGCGUAUCAGCCUAUGGUGAGGUGUGGGGUUAGUACGAGUGUGGGGGAGAUGGCAGGUGAGGGUGCGAGGAGAGAGAGAGGAGAGCAGGGGUGUUUGGGGUUGAAACUGCCUGGUUGAAUUGUUGGAGGGAAGGACGAAAGAACGAGAGAAGAGGCGUGAAGGCGAUUUCUAGGGUGAAGGGGAGAAUAUGUUUAAUGUGUUGUAGCUUGAAGGAUUAAACAUAAGCAAAGGCUUAGCGACGACAUGCAGGUGUGGAAAAGCGCAACUGAUAUAUUAAA